AUGAAUAACAAAAUAAUAAUAGUAUUAAUAACUAUAAUCCUUAUUACACAAGGAAAAAGACACUUCAUUGAAAAUAAAGUUCAUAAAAAAAAAGAAUUAGAUGGAGGUAUCAAAUGGGAGUCUCCAGAAAGCUUUCAUAAUGAUGAAGAUUAUUAAAAAGCAAUUAAUUAAGCAAGACAUGAAUUUCAUCAUAUUUGUCAUUUAUCAAUUGAUGUUACUUGGAUUAGAGUUGAUAAGGUUGGUUUCCAAAUAGUAGCAGGUGUAAUGUGGUGGGUAUAAUAUUUAUUAUAUACUAAAGUUAGAAGUUGAAUUGAGUGAUGAUGAAGUGUAUGAGAUGAAAGUAUAUUAAGAAUUAGAAGGAACAUUUAAAUUAGUAGGGUGUACCAAAUGAC
This is a messenger RNA of Paramecium pentaurelia, 392 nucleotides long. Lineage: Eukaryota; Ciliophora; Oligohymenophorea; Peniculida; Parameciidae. The record is from the annotation of a GenBank genome assembly.